AUGGCAAAGGGUGGACUUGUAAUUUAUGUCCUGGUUAUCACCCUACUCCUGGACCAGACCACCAGCCACACAUCCAAGUUCAAAGCCAGGAAGCACAGCAAGCGUCGAGUGAAAGAAAAGGAUGGAGACCUAAAGACUCAAGUUGAAAAGCUCUGGAGAGAAGUGAAUGCGCUGAAGGAGAUGCAGGCCCUGCAGACAGUCUGCCUCCGGGGCACGAAAGUUCACAAGAAGUGCCUCCUUGCUUCAGAAGGCUCGAAACACUUCCAUGAGGCCAAUGAAGACUGCAUUUCCAAGGGAGGGACUCUGGUUAUUCCCAGAAACUCGGAUGAAAUCAAUGCCCUUCGAGACUAUGGUAAAAGGAGCCUGCCGGGCAUCAAUGACUUUUGGCUGGGCAUCAAUGACUUGGUUACGGAAGGCAAGUUUGUUGAUGUCAAUGGAAUUGCCAUCUCCUUCCUCAACUGGGACCGAGCACAGCCUAAUGGUGGCAAGCGGGAAAACUGUGCCCUGUUCUCCCAGUCGGCUCAGGGCAAAUGGAGUGAUGAGGUCUGUCGUAGCAGCAAGAGGUACAUAUGUGAGUUUACCAUCCCUUAA
This is a messenger RNA of Artibeus jamaicensis (Jamaican fruit-eating bat), 591 nucleotides long. It is a transcript of the gene CLEC3A, whose product is annotated as C-type lectin domain family 3 member A. NCBI's taxonomy places the organism in Eukaryota, Metazoa, Chordata, Mammalia, Chiroptera, Phyllostomidae. Bases 1 to 591 code for a protein of 196 amino acids. The transcript is spliced from 3 exons. The record is from RefSeq and is a predicted model, not a curated record.